Molecule: messenger RNA, 1124 nt
Organism: Plodia interpunctella (Indianmeal moth)
Lineage: Eukaryota; Metazoa; Arthropoda; Insecta; Lepidoptera; Pyralidae
Exons: 3
Coding region: 251-847 (198 amino acids)
Biological process (GO): mRNA splicing, via spliceosome
Cellular component (GO): U4/U6 x U5 tri-snRNP complex; spliceosomal complex
Molecular function (GO): nucleic acid binding; zinc ion binding
Source: RefSeq, a predicted model, not a curated record
GUCAUUGUGGUAUGGUAGUAGGUACUACCAAGAAACUUAAAAAAAACUACAAUCUGAUUUUGUGUUGAAGUGAAGCUAAUUUUACAAUUACAAAAAAUUGGAAAUUGAAUUGGGAUUCAUAGAUUUCUUUAUAUUUUAUUCUUUCUUUUCAUCCUAUCUGAUAACAUACUUAUAAAUAGGAUAUAGAUGUCAUACUGAUAUUUUGUAUUGUAUUAUAUUAUAUUAGUUUCACAGUAAUUGAAGCUUCAAAAUGAGCAUGAGACCAGAUGAUCAUCGUAGAAAAUGGGACAAAGAUGAAUUCGAACGAAUCGCAGCGGAACGAUUACAAGCAGAAUUAGAAGAAGAGGAGCGAUCCAAAAAGAAAGCUCCUCCUGUUAAACGUGAACUUUUGAAACAGAGAGAUUACAAAGUUGAUUUAGAUUCCAAACUUGGCAAGAGUGUUGUUAUCAACAGAAAUACACCAACAUCACAAUCAGGAGGAUAUUAUUGCAAUGUUUGUGAUUGUGUUGUCAAAGACUCUAUUAACUUUUUGGACCACAUCAAUGGCAAGAAACAUCAAAGAAAUCUUGGCAUGUCCAUGAAAAUAGAAAGGAGCAGCUUAGAUCAGGUUAAAGCCAGAUUCGCUCUGAACAAAAGAAAAUUAGAGGAGAAGAAAUCAGAGUAUGAACUAGACAGUCGUCUGCGUGAGGCUGCAGAGGAGGAGGCUCGGUUGAAGGAACUCCGACGCGAGCGACGUCGGGACAAGAAGCGCAAGCUGCAGGACAACGAGGAGGAGGAAGACACUCCAGUGCAGUCAGAGUUGGCUCAGAUCAUGGGAUUUUCUGGCUUUGGGGGCUCCAAGAAAUAACAAUUUAGGUUUUUAUUAGGCUAAAUUUCAUAUAUUGCUCUUAAAAUACUUUAUUCUCAUCUGAUGUUUCAAUAAUUUGCAGAAAUUGCACUUGCCCAGAAAUCCUUCUCUUUACAAUAUGUAUGUAAAAAUAAAUAAAUAUCAAAUGAAACAAGAUGAUUCCAACAAACGAGAAUUAAUCAAUAUCAAUAUCUAGUACUGAAUUUGAAUGUUACUUGUCGGGAAAACCGAUUCAAAUUGUAUAAGAACUAUAUGAAUAAAAAAAAUUUCUAAUCAA